Molecule: messenger RNA, 592 nt
Organism: Camelina sativa (false flax)
Lineage: Eukaryota; Viridiplantae; Streptophyta; Magnoliopsida; Brassicales; Brassicaceae
Product: Gibberellin-regulated family protein
Source: RefSeq, a predicted model, not a curated record
CUCCUAUAUUCAAACACUACUUCAAAACCUCUAAAAACACUGACCAAGAAAGAUGAAGAAGAUGAAUGUGGUGGCUUUUGUGAUGAUCAUCUCUUAUCUUCUGCUUUCUCAGGCACUUGCAGAGUUAUCUUCAUCAUCAAGCAACGCUGCUGAAACAUCCUCUGCUUCUCAGUUUCAGACGAACGACGAGAACCAGACGGCAGCGUUUAAGAGAACACACCAUCGUCCACGCUUCAAUUGUGGGCAUGCAUGCGCAAGGAGAUGCAGUGAGACAUCGAGGAAGAAAGUGUGCUACAGAGCUUGUGGAAGUUGCUGUGCCAAGUGUCAGUGUGUGCCGCCGGGAACCUCCGGCAACACAGCAGCAUGUCCUUGCUAUGCCAAUCUACGUACUCAUGGCAAUAAACUCAAGUGUCCUUAAGACUUCAAAACUCUAAAUUAUAUGUGUUCAUUUUCUAAUUAUGUUACUUCUAUUGUUAUUAUUGCAUGUGUGAAGUGAGCUUUAUUUCCGUUAUGUUUACAUUAUACUAUUAUAGUAUUCAACUAAAAAGUUUGUAUCGAUUCUGAAUAAUAAAAUGAGUGAUUUUAUUGGUUA